UUAAAAUUGACCUCCUUUGAUCUUGAAAGACCGUCUCAAUAAAAGAGGAAAAACAAGCAGAAAGAAACACUAGUCUCUUGUUGUUGGGUCUGUUGUAUACUUUGCUUCUUCUAGGGUUUUCAUUUCUCUCACUUCUUCAAACCCUAAUCUCAAACCAUGAGUCGACAUCCUGAGGUCAAGUGGGCCCAAAGGGAGGACAAGAUCUUCAUCACUGUCCUUUUGGCAGACACAAAAGACUCCAAGGUUAACGUGGAGCCUGAAGGUGUUUUCAAAUUUUCUGCUACUGCUGGUGCAGACAAUCACUAUGAACUGCUGCUUGAGCUUUUUGAUAAGAUUAACGUAGAGGAAAGCAAAAUAAACAUUGGCCCUCGGAGCAUAUUCUGUAUUUUGGAAAAAGCAGAGAGUAAAUGGUGGAAUAAACUAUUGAAGGGAGAUGCUAAAACACCACACUACGUGAAAGUAGAUUGGGACAAAUGGGUGGAUGAAGACGAUGAUCCUGCUCCUGCUGAUGCUGGCAUGGACGGAAUGGAUUUUUCGAGCAUGGGAGGCAUGGGCGGUAUGGGAGGCAUGGGAGGUAUGCCUGGCAUGGAAGCAUUGGCGGGUAUGGGAGGCAUGGGUGGAAUGGGCGGUAUGGGAGGCAUGCCUGGCAUGGAAGCAUUGGCGGGCAUGGGCGGCAUGGGAGGCAUGGGUGGGAUGCCCGGCAUGGGAGGCAUGGGUGGGAUGCCCGGCAUGGGUGACUUCUCCAUGGGCGAUGACUUUGAUGAGAGUGAUGAUGAAGUUCAAGAGGCAACAAAACCCGAAGGAGAAGACGGUCAAAAGGUUGGUGAGGAAACAAAAACUGGAAUUUCAGAGGAGAAAGCAGAAGCACCUUCGAGCACAUGAGUAUCUGCUUGUUAACUAAAUGCACCAUGCCUCUAGCAUAGUUCUCGUGCUCUGAUUAUUGGACCUAGGCACUUUUUAUUGGCAGAGGCCUUUUUCGCCAAGUACUCCUGUUUUUAAAACAAUUUUAUGCGUUGGCGUGCAGAUAUCAAUUUCCCUGCCGUGUGAACUUUAGUUUGACUGUUAUACUCUUCAUUGUGAUUGUAAUAUGGUUACAGUGGUGCACGGUUUUUGGUUGAUAUUAUGAUUACCCUAUUGCUAUA
Messenger RNA from Daucus carota subsp. sativus, 1142 nucleotides. RefSeq lists its product as uncharacterized. The record is from RefSeq and is a predicted model, not a curated record. Gene Ontology annotation, cellular component: cytosol; nucleus. Gene Ontology annotation, biological process: chaperone-mediated protein complex assembly; protein folding. The transcript is spliced from 6 exons. The coding region runs from base 157 to 882 and encodes 241 amino acids. Gene Ontology annotation, molecular function: protein-folding chaperone binding; Hsp90 protein binding. NCBI's taxonomy places the organism in Eukaryota, Viridiplantae, Streptophyta, Magnoliopsida, Apiales, Apiaceae.